AUGGCGGUUCACGAGGGGGUACGCUUGCCAAUGUACGUACACACUUGUGUGAUCGUAAGACGCUGCCUUGAGGCUGGGAUACCGAGCAACGUGAUUUGCAACACGGUGCUUGUUCGUGUGGUUGUAGAGUGGGGCAAUGCAGACUGCGUUUUGGUGUCGCAGGCCCGAAGCUUUGCCUUUGGUGGCUUUGCUGCCAGCACCUGUGGUGCGCAAAUGAUGACCGAUCCGCGCAACUCCCAGCAACAACAGCAACAACAACAAUCGGCCAACAUCUUCUUUCCCGAGGGCAUCAACUUCAAAGCCCCCGCCCAACCGACUCUGCCCGAGCACCUCUUGGCCACCCAGCAACAGCAACAGCAACACUUUCAACAAAUGAUGGCCAACGGCAACACACCCCAGUUGACACUGGUCACCCCCAUGAUGCUCAAGACCCCCACUGGCCUCAAGACGCCCUCGGGCCUUAAGACCCCCGCCUUUUUGAAGCUCAGCCCCGGCUUUAAUUUCGAUGGCUCAGCCUUUUUCCCUUCCAGCGACGAGCCCAGCACUCCCUGGCUUAUGGCGACAGCCCUCUCGGCCAAUACCAACCUCGGCUCCAUCAGCGCCGACCCAGCGACCUCGGACAACUCGGCGCUCGUUGUCCCAAGCGACGCUGCUGCAGAGGUCUCCUCCGCAUCCAACAUGGCCAUUACCUCAGUCGCCAGUUCCAGCCACUCCGCAUUGCCCACCACAAGCGCUGCUGCUCCCAUCACAACCAGCCACGCCUUGGACAACCCCUGGGCUGAACUCAGCAACUCCCCCCUGGGUGACAUGGCCCCCUCGGCCUCGGUCCAGCUUCCCGCCGACGCCUCUGUCAUCUUGGAGGACCUCGAGGCCACCCUCGAUGCCUUCGCACACGACACGGUCGGUGAUUUUCCCCAGGCCGUCGUCUACAACCAACACGACACGACGCUGCAAUUUUCCCUCGUCAACUCGCCCAACGACAAUGACAGCUCAAACCGCUCCAGCUCGUCGGCCUACACCUCGGACGCCUCCUCCAGCCGCAGCUCAGAAUCGGACGCCAAACGCGCCAAGCGUGACCCUGCCCUGGCCUCAAGCAUGAGCAGCGUCGACAGCCAACAGAGCUCCACCCUCGACGCGGCAAGUAGCAAGGGUGCCAAGGCCAAGUCAGCCCGCCGACGCCGCAAGAACAGCAAGAGCAACGUCAAUCGCCGCGUCGCCAACAUGUCCGAGGACAAGCGUCAACAUAUCCGUCGCCUGGCCCGUGAAGCUGCCAAGCGCCGCAAGAACCGCGCCGAAACCGACUGGCAAUCGCGGGCCUCGCACAUUGAGACCCUCGACCAGCACCGUGCCAAUCUCCUCUCCGAGAUUGACUCGUGCAAGGCCAAGAUUCGCGUGCUCCUCGAAGCCGCCAAGGUGCAGAUGGGCGUGCCCAACUAA
Molecule: messenger RNA, 1437 nt
Organism: Monosiga brevicollis MX1
Lineage: Eukaryota; Choanoflagellata; Craspedida; Salpingoecidae
Exons: 2
Coding region: 1-1437 (478 amino acids)
Source: RefSeq, a predicted model, not a curated record